AUGGCCAAUUCUAGAAGAUUGUUUGGAGUCGUAAGGAAGAAACUUCUCCUGAGAUCUCCCAGCAGAAUCACAAUCAUUCGCUCAUCCCCAGAAACCAAUAAAGAAGAAAUCGCCGCCAUUAAAAUCCAAGCUUUCUUCAGAGGUCACCUGGCAAGGAGAGCGUUUCGAGCAUUGAAGAGUCUGGUGAAGUUGCAAGCGGUGGCGAGAGGAGUGCUUGUGAGGAGACAAGCUCGAAUAGCGUUACAUUGUAUGCAUGCUCUUGCUCGUUUGCAGGUUAGGGUUCGUGCUCGUCAGCUUCUCUCCCAUUAA
Microthlaspi erraticum is the source of this 309-nucleotide messenger RNA. NCBI's taxonomy places the organism in Eukaryota, Viridiplantae, Streptophyta, Magnoliopsida, Brassicales, Brassicaceae. The record is from the annotation of a GenBank genome assembly.